AUGAUCGCAAAUGAAGUGGUUGACUAUGCUUAUAAGGAAAGGAGAAGUUGCUUUCUUUUUAAUGUUGAUUUUGAGAAGGCCUACGAUAAGGUGAAUUGGAAUUUUCUUAGGUUCUUGUUGAAGGAAAUGGGUUUUGGGGAGGUUUGGAUGGGAUGGAUGGAAUUAAUGGUUUUUCAAAGCAAAAUGCCGAUUCUUGUAAAUGGGAGUCCGACCAAGGAAUUUAAGGUGGAGUGUGGUUUGCGGAAAGGAGAUCCUCUCUCUCCGUUCCUUUUUGUCAUAGUGGCGGAAGACCUCACGGCUUUAGUGAAGAAAGCAAUCGUCAUUGGGGAAUAUGAAGGUUUCCUCAUUAAUGGUAAGUGUGAGAUGGACAUUUUACAAUUCGCAGACGAUACUUUAAUGAUUGGUGAAGGUAAUUGGAAGAAAGUUUGGGCCAUCAAGACAAUUUUGAAGGCGUUUGAAAUGGUUUCCGGUCUCGGUAUCAAUUACCACAAAAGUAAAUUGAUAGAAAUCAAUGUUACCAACAAUUUGCUAGAAGCAUGA
Vicia villosa (hairy vetch) is the source of this 540-nucleotide messenger RNA. RefSeq lists its product as uncharacterized. Lineage: Eukaryota; Viridiplantae; Streptophyta; Magnoliopsida; Fabales; Fabaceae. Bases 1 to 540 code for a protein of 179 amino acids. The record is from RefSeq and is a predicted model, not a curated record. The transcript has a single exon.